AUGCCUGAACCCUCACCCCAGCUUAAGGGCUUGAAAAAGGUCCUUUCCAAGAGACGUUCCUCCGACCUCCCCUCAGAUGCCAGCUUCAAGGAUCUACGACAAGGCUCUACCGACUCCAUCACCCUAGAAAAGUCCCCUACAAGAUAUAGUACCCGAUCCACUAGCCAGGAUGGGAGUUCUAAGUCCGGCUCGAGCGGAGUUCGAAAACUGCUGCCUGGGCACAGCAAGAGAAGAAGAAGGAAAAUCCACGAGGAAGAACUAAAGAUCGCUGCAGAGGACCUUGAGAGAGGAAGAACAGCGGGUGACUUGAGUGCAGCUCCAAGUCCCGCCCCAGCUCUCAGUAGACGAGCAAGCAGUCUUGGUCUCCCUGAUGCAGACAACGGCCUCCUCACUGAUGAUUCCGAGCUCGAAACUCCUCCCUUGGUAUCGAGAGACUCUCAUACAGCUUAUCUGACUAUGUCUUCACCUCUGGUCUCGCAUACAACUUCUCGAACCGAGCAAGAUGCGAGCGAGGUGCCGCCAGUACCACCGCUACCACUCUUCCACGCUCAUAACAUCCCCACUGUGAGGGAGCCUGACGAAGGGCAAGGAUCCCCGUCUCCGAAAAGUCCGGCCAUUCAGGAUGGCAGUCCCAUACCCGGUAUACUCCCAGAUCGAGCAGCAACUAUGGGAGCGCUCGAUCGUACAGACACCAUUGCUCCUAAAUCACGGACUGAUAGCAUGAGCAAGCUUCGAAGUAUUUCACCUGGUCGAAGGUUUCGAGAUGUUUUUGGCAAACCUAACAAGAGCCCUAAAGUCAGCCCAGAGAGGAGGCAGACAGACAUGGUCACUGGCUAUUCCAGCCCACUCAGCAACCAGAGCCUGGCCACUGAUGAAACUGUACCUGCCCCAGAGCUUCCCACUGGACCCGUCAAGCAUCCUCCCAUACUUGACCGUGCACAGAACAACUCAUUGCCAAAUCUCGACACCAAAUAUCGGCCUUUGACACCUCCAUCAGCUCUAAUCAGCACUCCCUUGACCACUGUCACUCCCCCCACUCCAACUGACACCCGCUUCGAUGGAGCUGAAGUCACGGGGUCCCCGCAUUCAGAGAAACCAACAUCAAAUGGAAAAGAUGAAAACUCCAGUAUCGUGGUUAGCCCAUCAGGAAACAUGAUAUCCCACCGCAAGACUCGCUCUACUUCUUCCAUUUCUCACCAACCAAGCAAACUUUCGAAUUCAAUGACUGCUCCUUUGACUCCCACCACAGAAGACAGUAGGAAUGUAUCUGGUGCCACUUUUGGGAGCAGAGCUCCAAGUGGUGGCUUGUUCUCUUCUUGGGUCUCUGCAGCACAGAAUGCUGCAUCGACCAUUACCAAUCUCACUGGCCCAAAUCGAAGCAGAGCAGGCACUGCUGCAUCAGAUCCAUCCACCAAGCCAAAGACUAUUGAGGAACCCAUAAAGGAGGAAGACGAGGUCUCCGAACCAGAAAUACCGCGCAAACAGCUAGCCAUUGAGACCAUGGGCUCCGGUGACCUGAAUUUCGAACAUCUAGGUCUGAAUGCAGAAGAUUCAGCGACACCUGGCGCCAAAUCAGAUUUGACCGAAAUACGCAAAGAUUCCAUCCUGGAACGCGAUGAGGCCGCCGCAAAGAUGGAGGAUCUUCUGGCCAAGCGCGCAGUGUCAGCUGCAUAUGAGCGCACACCCACAGGAACCACCCCUGUCGCAGAAAUCUCCGAUCCUAUGAGUAGCAUGAAGCAAGCGCAAAUGAUCAGCGCAAAUGCUAAUGGCGAAAAAACAACCCCCAACGGUAGUCUCUACGAAAGUGAGAUCCAUUCAGUCAAGCGAACGAAUAGUGUCAGGAGUAAACUUGGGAAGCGGAGGUCGCGUGGAUCCUCUGUCGCUACAGGUCAUUCCGCAAUUGGUGCGAUGAUAGGAGCAAGCACAGCUGCACUUGUUAACCCUGCGAAAGGACCUCGAUUGACUGGCUUCACUACCGCUCCAAAACAAAGAAACCGCAAUUUUCACCAGCAAUUUCGAAGUGUACCUGAGGAUGACUAUCUCAUUGAGGACUAUAGUUGUGCCUUGCAAAAGGAAAUUCUCCUUGCUGGCAGAAUUUAUAUUUCCGAGGGUCACAUCUGCUUCUUCAGCAAUAUCCUAGGAUGGGUCACUACUGUGGUAAUUUCAUUUGAAGAAGUCGUUAGCAUCGAACGAGAAAGCACGGCCAUGGUAUUUCCAAACGCGAUUGCCAUCCAAACACUACAUGCUCGGCAUACUUUUCGAAGUCUGCUCUAUCGUGAACAAACAUAUGAGCUGCUCAUUGGAAUAUGGAGGGUUAGUCAUCCUGCAAGUUUCCAGAAGAGCAUGAAUGGAAAGCAAUUGGCUUCAAAUGAAGCAGACGUCGUCUCAGGGUCGACUCCAGACAACGGGUUGAUCGUGCAUCAUAGCGAAGGUAGCACGACGGAUGAUUCCAACUCUAGUGGGGAUGACGAUAGUGCACCCAGCUUCGUUGAGAGCAGUGCGAGCAACGCAGCUAGCGACCUCGCAGAAACCAAGACCGUCUCUCGAAAGCCUUCUGCUGGAAUGAAUGCCUCCGCAGUUACCCAGACUGCUAGUAUCAUUGCAGGAACAGCCAACGAUGUUCCCCCAACGUUAACGACUCAGGCAGGAAUGCUCGAAGCUGCGGGCAAUGGUUUUCCCGGACCAGGCAGUCAUCCACCGACCGAAUGUACAGACGCUUCCACACACUAUGAUAAGAUUAUCAAAGACGAAGUCUUGCAUGCACCACUUGGCAAGAUAUACUCACUUCUAUAUGGUCCUGAGUCUGGCAUAUUUGUGCGGAAAUUUCUAGCUGACGACUGUAAAUGCACGGAACUAGUACUAGAGGAUGACAAAAAGGGCCUCAACAAUGAAAUCAAAAGCCGACAGUACACAUAUAUCAAGCCACUUGGUGGUAGCAUCGGCCCGAGACAGACCAAGUGCAUCACAACAGAAAAUCUGGACUUCUUUGAUCUUGAGAAAGCCGUCACCGUCACAUGUACGACACAGACACCUGAUGUGCCUAGCGGUAAUGCUUUUUCCGUCAAGACUAGGUAUUGUCUUUCGUGGGCACCUGGAAAUGCCACUCGUCUGCAGAUGAAUUGUGCCAUUGAGUGGACAGCAAAGUCGUGGCUGAAGGGACCCAUUGAGAAGGGCGCAAACGAUGGACAGCAGCAAUACGGUGAUGGAUUGGUAAAGGUCCUGAAGGGAGCUGUUAGUGGUAGACCUAGGGGGACCACCAAUGCCAGCAAAGUAUCCAAAGCCACGAAAAAGAAACGCAAGGGCGAGAAGAAACAAAAGGAAUCGACGGUUGAGGAAACUAUGACAAAGAGCGAAGAUUGGGGUCUUUUUGAGUCGUUGAGGGGACCAUUCCAACCAGCGACUGAUAUUCUACGACCCGUCCUCAAGAUGGAAAUCUUAUUGGUGUUCUUGACCUUCAUGGUCAUGCUCCUUUGGUUUAGAACACCACGGAGUUCAAGCAUCAAACUUGGUCCAUAUCCAGGCUAUAGCACGCUCGCGGAAUCCGAGCGCCUCGUGGCUUACGACACGCUAUGGGCGAAAGAAGAAAACGAAUUCUGGGACUGGCUAGAAGCGCGUGCCAACGUUGACACGGUACUCUUCCGAGAACAAAGUCAAACCCGCAAACACUCGAAAUACUCGUCGGCUGGAACGGGGAAUAGAGAUGACGGGACAUCGUCAGCAGAGGGGUCGAAGCAGAAGAGACAGAAACAGCGCAAGAAAGUACUCAGCCAGGGCGGUGGUGGAGCGAAGGACGUCGAAGCCAAGGUCCGUGAGGAACGCAUUUCACAGCGUGAAAUGGAGGAUGCCAUCAAGAUUACCCGCGAGAGGCUCGAAGUGCUGGAGGGCGUCGUUGAGAGGAAUAAGAAAAAGGGUAGUGGAAGGUGA
Exophiala aquamarina CBS 119918 is the source of this 3924-nucleotide messenger RNA. RefSeq lists its product as uncharacterized. Gene Ontology annotation, biological process: intracellular sterol transport. The coding region runs from base 1 to 3924 and encodes 1307 amino acids. The record is from RefSeq and is a predicted model, not a curated record. Gene Ontology annotation, molecular function: sterol transfer activity; sterol binding. Gene Ontology annotation, cellular component: endoplasmic reticulum membrane; cortical endoplasmic reticulum; mitochondrion. NCBI's taxonomy places the organism in Eukaryota, Fungi, Ascomycota, Eurotiomycetes, Chaetothyriales, Herpotrichiellaceae. The transcript has a single exon.